GAAAGGGCAGAAUUUAGCUCUUGAAGUCCAGAAUUCGGUCAUAGAUGGUAUCGAAUGGAGGUGGAAAGUUUCAUGUUUGUUAACAUAUGGUUGAAACCUUUAUUAGAAUAUGAAUGGAAUAACAUACUCAAACUUUGAUAAUCAAGAACAUGUUUUGAAAUUAGGCGAAACAUUUGAGAAACAACCCAAAGGCGCUUACCACACGGUGAGAUAUGACUUUAAACCAGCCUCCAUUGACACCGCCUGUGUGGGGGAGCUGGAGGUGGGAAAGGGAGAACAAGUUACUAUCACACUGCCCAAUCUGGAGGGAUCCACUGCCCCUAUAACAGUCUUCAAAGGAUCCAAGAGGCCUUAUAUGAAGGAAUGUAUUCUCAUCGUAAACCACGAUACCGGAGAGUACCGUCUGGAGAAACUCAACAGCAACAUUGCUGUCAAGAAGACCAGGGCUGAAGGCAGCAGUAAGAUCCAGUCUCGUAUAGAGCAGCAGACCAGUCGUCUGAGCCAGCAGAUGAAGACUAGUGGUAAUGGCAGCAGCAGCAAGACCCCAGCAGGCUCCAAGAGCUCUCCUCCCAAAGAGAAUAUGUCCCCUGCCUCCCCCAUGGAUGACAUUGAGAGAGAGCUAAUGGCAGAGGCGCGGGUCAUGGACCAGAUGAGUAGUGGGGACUCGUCCUCAGACUCCCACAGCUCCUCAUCCUCCAGUAGUGGGGACAGUUCCAGCGGUAGUGACUCUGAGGACGAGUCCCGGCACCCCCCUCCCCCUAGACCCCCUGGGGGUCCCCCUACAGGGCCACCACCCCACCAGGGCAUGCCUGUCCUCACCACUGUCACCACCACCACCUCCCCACCAUCACCAACUCGCAGUGGAGGACACCUAUUGAGCACACUAAAGAAUGACCUGCAAUUAAGUGAGUCUGGCAGUGAAAGUGACGAUGACUGACCAGUGAGUGAUCACUAUAAUGCUGUGGGUGUGUUCAAGAGGUCAGUCUGUGGACAGCUGCACUGACCUCCAGAUGGAUGGGCGUCCUUUACGGUCACAACAGAAGUGGAAUAAGAAGAUGGAAUAUGGAUGUGAUCUUCUUAAUGCCAAACAAGACUGCACCCCUACACCUCCGGAAGCAACACCGCUCAGCACCCCACCAGCAUUUCAGUUUAAUGUGUCUUAAUAAUUCUAUCAAUAGUCUGAGUUGUCUGUCUGUUAGUGCCUUGACAGACAUGGGCCAAUAGUUGUGAUCAAUUCUCUUAUCUACACAUUUGAACUGGAUUAUUUUCACUGUUCAUUUUAGUAUUUACUAGUUACUACUAGUUGGCCAAAGUGAAUUGGGAACCAUACUCCUGAUUCGAACAGACAAGGUAUUGCUGUUAUCAAGGAUAGCGUCAGUGUUUCAUUAGUUGUAGUACUUAGCCUUUCUGCUGUGAAAUAAUUACUCUUAAAGUAUAGGGAAUAGGUUGAAGCAGACAUAUCAUUUAGUCUAUUAGGAAUUAUCUUCAUGUUACUUUUUUUGUUUAAUAUAUAUGGCCUAGCAACAUAUCAAGGUGGGGGGUAUUUGAGGAAACUAGUGCACUACUUGAAAUGGAUUGAUUUAGCCUAGAUUUUGCUCAGUGUUGCUACUUAAUGUAUUUGAAAGAUUACUUGGCUUUGUAGCUUUAAACCUUCAACACUUGAAUCUGACGUAUGAUUAUUUAACAUAUUUACUCAAAGACCAACAGCUUAAUAUAUUCUAUGGGCGCAGAGCAAUGGGAGUGUAGGUAAACUCCUAGAGCCUGAUGCCAGUGAGUUUUCAGCACUGCCUUUAGAACUGCCUUUCCGUUUACUACGAUCUCUUCUGUUGCUAUUGUUACAGGGGCGAGUCUCAAAAGUGUUUCUUUGCUGAUUUGAUUCACUGACUCGUUCUAAAAAAAAUGCAUUGGAGGAGAAGGCUUGAGGGUAUUAAGCUUGGAUCUUCUCCAUUACAUUUUAAGAAAGAGGUGAUUCAUCAAGGAAUUCAUGAGACAUGUGAGGAAUCCAGGAAAGACUUCUGAGAAAGAGCCCAGGUCAUAUCUCAUAUCCUGCUACCGCACCAUCUCUGUAAACAGGACAUUUGUGUUUUAUGUUAGAACAUAUGGUGUGUCGCAAUAAUCUCUCCUUUCUCCCGAAGUGUGCACUUGUUCACUUCCCUUCAUGGAUUCGAAAGGAAAUCACUAGCAUAUGGAAACUCCUCCUAGCCCAUGCCUCCACCAAUCCAAUGCCUUUAUAUUUGUGGGGAGUUGUGAAUGAGUGCACACUUCAGGAGAAAGGAGAGAUUAUUGGAUUAUUAGUAACAACCAUGACCUCUCAUAACAAACUCGGGCAACUGGGAAAGAAGGGCAGAGAGUGAGGAAACAGCCUCUGACUGGAUAAAUAAUGAGAAAUUAUAAUAAUAAUAGUAAUAUGUUGGAAGAAUUGUGGAUUCAGUAGGUGGUCAUGAAUAAGUAACUAUUUUUAUUUUUUUUAUUUUUCGAUAAAUAAAACGUUAUUGUUUGUCA
Molecule: messenger RNA, 2502 nt
Organism: Salmo salar (Atlantic salmon)
Lineage: Eukaryota; Metazoa; Chordata; Actinopteri; Salmoniformes; Salmonidae
Product: ELL-associated factor 2
Biological process (GO): transcription elongation by RNA polymerase II
Cellular component (GO): super elongation complex
Molecular function (GO): transcription elongation factor activity
Source: RefSeq, a predicted model, not a curated record